CAACCUUUGACCUCUGACGUCACUUCCUGUUGUACCCAAGCUACAUUUUCGCAGUGCAGUUUCUUUCUGGAAGUAUUUUUGUUCUAAAAAGCAGAUUGCUAGUGUCUAAUUAACGAUGCCCAAGGUCAGAAGAAGCAGGAAGCCUCCACCAGAAGGCUGGGAGCUGAUUGAACCUACACUGGACGAACUGGACCAGAAAAUGAGAGAAGCUGAGACAGAACCACACGAGGGGAAGAGGAAAGUGGAGGCACUCUGGCCCAUCUUUAAGAUUCACCACCAGAAGUCUCGCUACAUCUUCGACCUGUUCUACCGCAGGAAGGCAAUCAGCAGAGAGCUGUAUGAGUACUGCCUGAAGGAGGGAAUAGCCGACAAGAACCUGAUCGCCAAGUGGAAGAAGCAGGGUUACGAGAACCUCUGCUGCCUGCGCUGUAUCCAGACAAGAGACACAAACUUCGGCACCAACUGUAUCUGCAGAGUCCCAAAGAGUAAGCUAGAGGAGGGUCGUAUUGUGGAGUGUGUACACUGUGGCUGCAGAGGCUGCUCUGGAUAGAGACUAUCAUCUACAUCAUCUGCUACAAUGUUGACUUACGUCUAUUGCUAAGAAGGAUGUUCAGUAUUUUUUUUUAAUGUUGGUUGGACUGAACUUAACAUAUAAAGUUAGAUCAUAGGGAGGUUUUGUCUGUACUAUUGUUUCGCUUCAUUGUGAGAUCUCAUUAAGUGUUAUAGCAAAUUUCACGAACUAAAAUCAUGCAUGCACUGUACCUAUGCCAUGCAAUCACUUAAUUAUAACUAGUGAUGCAUACCGGUUCACUGGACUUGGAUCCGGACUUGUAAGAAUGUUUAGGUUCAAGUAAAAAAAAACCUAAAAGUCAAGAACCGAGGACUUAAUACCAUAAAAGACCAUUUCACAUACUCCUUUUCUUUCCAAACCACCUAAAACCUUCCGUAGAUUGUAAAAACUUUGCUGCAAAAUGAAGAAAACAUUGCCUUCGGGCAUCACCAAGUACCGGCCUCCAUGUUGUGGCCAAAGUUUCACCCAGACAACAUUGCAAGGUUGCAAACAUGCAAUAUGGUAUAUGCCAUGGGUUUAGGUCCGGACUUACAAGUCCGGAACUGAACCUAAACCUCUGGACUUGAAUCCGGACCUGAACCUAAAAUUGGGUUUAGGUAUGCAUCACUAAUUAUAACCUUCUCCCUGCUAUAGAAGCCUUUAACAUUGUACUAGAUAAGGGGCUACAUAGCAGGAAGAAAGUUAAAGCUGCAUAGAGACCUAGUCUUCUUGAUCAGAUAUAGACCAAGAGUAGAAAGUCUACAUUGAUACAGAGUAACAUUUAAAAGGUCAUUGAUGCAGGUUCUCAGGAGCAUUUUACUGUUUUUUUGUUGACAUUUGUUGUAAAUGUAAGACAUCUAGCAUGUUUGAGUAUUCAUAGUAAGAUGGAAUCUGCAAGGAACUAAUGUUAUCAGGGGUAGUUUUAUCUAAUAUGUUGUUGGAAAUAUGCCUUGCCCAUACAAGUCCAUGUUGAUACACGUAGUACUAUUUAGUAUAUACUCAGACAUAGCACCCUACAAUACUGCAAAAGUACAGGUUAGAUGUACACAGUUGAUGUUAAAGACAGCAUGAACACUGUGUUAAUUCACUAUGCUCAAUUAUUCUCUAUUUUGAACAAUUUCCAAUCAGUAUACAGUGUAAGUAAUGUUUAUUGGUGGCCGGUAAAACACAUACAUAUGUAAAAAUGUCUGUUAUUGUUUAGAACUGUAAAAUAUAAACAAUUGUUAACACUACUUUACAUGUACACACACAAAUGGUACAGGUAGGACAGGUGAACAUAUAUGGUAAGUAAACAAAUGUACUGCACAAUGGGUGUGAAUGAAAAAAUAAAGAGACUCUUUGCUGUUCAAGUGAACAUAUUUCUUUGGCAAGUAUGGCAGUCAACAUUAAAGUGCUUAUGCCACCAAUGACACUUAAAAAUA
Molecule: messenger RNA, 1971 nt
Organism: Branchiostoma belcheri (Belcher's lancelet)
Lineage: Eukaryota; Metazoa; Chordata; Leptocardii; Amphioxiformes; Branchiostomatidae
Product: protein BUD31 homolog
Exons: 4
Coding region: 116-550 (144 amino acids)
Biological process (GO): mRNA splicing, via spliceosome
Cellular component (GO): nucleus; spliceosomal complex
Source: RefSeq, a predicted model, not a curated record